UGAAAAGCGGAUGCUGCUGGGAGCUUCCCCCGCCACCGCACCCAUCAGAGGAGGAGUGGGCUGGGUGGAAUCCCUUCUCUUGUAGGCUUUGUUACCAAAGAGACCGCUCCUCCUGGUUUGAUAGACAGAGCUGCUCACCGGUUCCUCGAAAGACUAUCAAAAGACUUGAUUGCAUUUUGGGCAGACAUGGGCUGGGGUGUAGCUGUGUUGCUUUUGGAAAUUCGUUGCUGAGUUAGCUUGCUGGCUGUUCUAAUUUCUAAGACGCUAUGGCUAAGCAGUAUGAUGUGCUCUUCCGACUCCUGCUUCUCGGAGAUUCGGGGGUUGGAAAAACAUGUUUAUUAUGCAGAUUCACGGACAACGAAUUUCACCCGUCUCACAUUUCCACAAUCGGAGUCGAUUUCAAAAUGAAGACGCUAGAGAUAGACGGCAUCAAAGUGCGGAUACAGAUUUGGGACACAGCAGGACAGGAGAGAUAUCAGACCAUCACUAAGCAGUACUACAGACGAGCACAGGUAUGAUAACUACUAUCCCUCAUGAUAUUGCAGGUACGAGGUCAGAUCAGGUAAGAUAACUACUAUUCCUCAUGAUAUUGCAGGUACGAGGUCAGAUCAGGUAAGAUAACUACUAUUCCUCAUGAUAUUGCAGGUACGAGGUCAGAUCAGGUAAGAUAACUACUCUCUCUUCCUGGUGCUAGUUAGUGUCAUAGUAACAGUUUCCUGGUGCUAGUUAGUGUCAUAGUAACAGUUUCCUGGUGGUAGAUAGUGUCAUAGUAACAGUUUCCUGGUGCUAGUUUUAUUUAAAUAUUUUACCUUCGAUCCAGCAACCUUUCCGUUACUGGCCAACACUCUAACCACUCGGCUACCUGCAACCCUAUUUAGUGUCAUAGUAACAGUUUCCUCCUGUCCACUCACCACCCUUAUCACCCAUGGAUACUAUAAUAC
Molecule: messenger RNA, 941 nt
Organism: Oncorhynchus tshawytscha (Chinook salmon)
Lineage: Eukaryota; Metazoa; Chordata; Actinopteri; Salmoniformes; Salmonidae
Product: ras-related protein Rab-15
Exons: 3
Coding region: 267-518 (83 amino acids)
Molecular function (GO): GTP binding; GTPase activity
Source: RefSeq, a predicted model, not a curated record